Molecule: messenger RNA, 1112 nt
Organism: Vigna umbellata (rice bean)
Lineage: Eukaryota; Viridiplantae; Streptophyta; Magnoliopsida; Fabales; Fabaceae
Source: RefSeq, a predicted model, not a curated record
UCUACGUUUCAAUGAAGGGAGCUGCUCCAUUAGGAUCUUCUCUCAUAUUUGAAUUUGUCAGGUCGUCCAUUUGAUUUUGAAAGAGGAACUCUUCGUGUGCGUGCUAAGGUUAGGGUUGGGAGAGAAUGCGAGAAAGAAAAAAAAGGAAGAACUUCGUGACUGCCACUUAACCGGAAGCUGGACCUGAUCGGAAAAGUUCGAACCAGCGAAGUCAAAGUAGAUGAUCGGUGUGGAGCGCGGAAGGCUUUUACCAUGGUCUCCGUCCACCGCAAUGCUGCUAUCAACGACCUCGCCCUACAUUCGUCCAAUCAACGCGCCAUCACCGUUGCCCGUGACAACUGCCUUGCCGUCGUCAAUUUCGUCCGCGGCCGCUGCAACUGAUGCUUGCGCCUCAACAAGGAACUUACUCUGGUCAAGUUCAAUGCGCCCAGUGACCACUUUUUUAUGGUCGCCAAGGAGAAGGUUUUUGUUCACCAGACUGAGGAUGCACGCAUAUUGUUCGAAUUGGAAUGCUCCAAGCCCGUUCUAUGUGCUGCUCUUGCUAGGUGGGAAGAUUUUACACAUAGAUUUUGGAGACUAUUUUGAAGCAUCAAUGAACCGUGAGAAGUUCCCGGAGAAGAAGAGCAAAUGCUAUAGAGCAAGACCAUGCCUAUGAUAAGAAAAUUUUUCCUAGCGUGGUCAACGAGGUGAUGAAAGACAUUGUCUCUCAGGAAUUUGUCACCAUCGUCAACGAGGUGCUCCCGGACGUUAUCUCUGAAGUCAAAGCAGAGGAAUUUCUCACCGAUUAUUCUCGGGUCUGCCGAAGAUUUUAACAUCGCUAUCGAUGACGUCGCCUUCUUAAAGGUGGUUCUCACUAGGGAUAGAGCAUAAGCAGGUGAGUCUGGUGUGUCCGUUACCAUUAUCAAACCUUAACACAACACUUAUGUCUCAAUAAUGUGGUCAAUAAUGUGGUGGCAACACAUGGCUGAUCAUUUUGUUUUGUUUCCUUGUUGGAAUUAGUUUUCUGUUUUUACUUUAGAUCCUAUGUCAUCUAAACACAAUACUUGAUUGUGUGGUUAAAUGAACUUUAUCAUCAAUUUAGUAAUUAUCAACUGACAAGUAAUUUCAUUUCA